Molecule: messenger RNA, 2726 nt
Organism: Chara braunii
Lineage: Eukaryota; Viridiplantae; Streptophyta; Charophyceae; Charales; Characeae
Source: the annotation of a GenBank genome assembly
CCUGGUGACGACCACAGGUGAUCUGAUGUGUCUCGCCUGCGAGCUUUCUCGCCACUCUGCCAUCCGGUGACAUCAUCCACCCCUACCACCGUCUCCUUCUCCGUCCGCUCCGCCAUGUCUACUCAUCCCUUCGAUCGACGGGCUACCAACCUUUGUUGCGGUGCCGCCAUCGACAUUUUGAAGGCGGCCAUGACGAACGGGCGCAGCUUGUCGAGGGUGAAAAGAGGGGGAGACGCCUCGCAGAAGGAUGUUGCCCAUGCCGCGAAAAAGGGGAGACAUUCCGCGACGCAGAAGAAGGCACUAACCGCGGGUCCCGUACGUAUUGGCAAAGUGGCAAGGGACGAGUGGAUCAACGAACGGGGUAGAGGCGACGAUGACGAUGAAUCGGCGGAGGAGGAGGAUACUGCCCAUCUCGCCAAGAAAGGUGUCUUCCAAAUGGUUGUGCCUAGCCCGGGCACGAGGAUGGGGGCGACGGGUGGGAGGGCCAUGCAGCCGGGCACGAGCGAUGAAGGGCAGGGGAUGGUGGGGAUAGAUUCAAGUCCUGCGACGCCCUGCGAUCCGACGAGAACGCAGGGCGGGAGGACAGCAUGCGGAACCGCCACGGUUCACGUGGCGCCUCCUCGCAGUGGGAACGGUGCCACAGUUGCUGGGGGGGGCGCAGGGUCGAGUAGGGGUGCCGGGGCGAUGGUGGCCGCUGAGGGACGUGUGGAUGGCGACAACGACGAACCUCUUGUGAACAGGGUGAGGUGGCAGAAUCCGCAAGAUGGGCUGGAAGCAAAGGCCAGGCUAUUGGUGGACGACCUUCGCUUCUGGAACAAGACAGAGGGCCACGGUCUCUUCAAGAUCAUCCAGGAGGCGCGCCUUUUCCUUGUGGCCAUCGCGCGGGGAGUGAAGCCACCUGAGAUUCGCCACAGCAUUGUUCUUCCCGUCUCCAACGUCCCCCAGCACAAGGUCGAGGGCGAGUCGGAGUUGAGGGCUGUGAAGGAAAGGGCGACGAGAGUACAGAACAUCGCCCUGCGUGCGAUCCACGGCUGGAUCUUCAAGUUGGGGAAUCGUGCGUGGGGUUACCACUGCUCGUAUGGCUACGUGCUCAACCACGUUGCAACAGACAUCGGUCGUGCCAUGUGGUUGGGGGAAGACUGGCGUACAUGUGUCGGGCCCGCGAUUGUCCGCAACACGCUGGAGCUUGACAUGAAGCUCCCUUUGUGGUUUGUAGGCGCCGAGAUCACUGACAGGCACGAAGACGACGAGCUCGCGUCCUACCAAGAGGCGACGAUGCAGCGGAUCGUGCGGCCACCAUGGGCGGAAGCGAUCGACGGAGGGCGCCUAUUGUACGAGAGGCUGAAGAACAUCGCGGACUGUGUGAGGCUACUCCUGUUGGCUGCGAUGUGGACCAUGUGCAUGGCAGGGGACGAUCUCCGCGCACACUACGAGGCGUCCUUCAUGACUCAACUCAUUGCAAAACCGACGCUCAUCGCUUCCAUGCAUCGGUCCUUCGACGCGCGGAGGCAUGUGCUACAAUCGGUCGAUGUAGUAACGGAGAGAAUGGGGAAGUCGCCGAUGACGCUAGUGGCCCCUCCUUCAUACAUCCCUGACUGGGUGUCGUGCGGGUUGACCUUCAACUGCGACGCCGCUUUGUCAUCCCCAGAGCACGUGAAACGCAUAGACUGGUUAGGAACGGGUCCCUGGUUGGAGGACGACGACGACGACAACAACAAUGACGAAGGCGGCACUGCCAAUGGACACGACUUCACUGACGACAACGAUGAAGACGACGAUGAUAACGACGAUGAUGACGACGAUGAUGACGAUGAUUACGAUGAUGACGGCGACGAUGAUGACGACGACGACGAUGAUGACGAUGAUGAUGAUGAUGAUGAUGAUGACGUUGUUGAUGAUGAUGAUGAUGAUGAUGAUGAUGAUGAUGAUGAUGAUGAUGAUGAUGAUGAUGAUGAUGAUGAUGAUGAUGAUGACGACUACGAUGAUGACGACGACGAUGAGGACGACAAUGAUGAUGAUGAUGAUGCUGUUGGUGAUGAUGAUGAUGACGAUGAUGACGAUGAUGAUGAUGAUGAUAAUGAUGAUGAUGGUGAUGAUGAUGAUGAUGAUGAUGAUGAUCAUCAUCAUCAUCAUCAUCAUCAUCAUCAUCAUCAUCAUCAUCAUCAUUGAUUAUGAUGAUUAUGAUGAUGAUGACGAUGACGAUGAUGAUUAUGAUGGUGACGAUGAUGAUGAUGUCGACGAUGGCGGGGUGGUUGAGUUUUGUUAGACGGUGGUGUGGGAGGUGUCGGGUAUCGGGGAACCAGUCAUCUGGCUUCCCGGCGACGGUCGUUCCAGGGGUGGAUUAGCGACCAAGUGAACAGGAGGACAGACGGCAGGACUGUAGUCAGAAGCGACGAGAAACCUUGUUUUCACCACCUCACAUCAUCGUGUUCCGUAGUGGGAUGUCAGCGCUCUGCGUGCAGUAGGAAGUGCGUAAGGGACGUGUGCACAUGUAAUGUAUAUCUGAAAAAAAUUAAAUCCAAUGUUUGUGCUCUGAGACUCGUCCUUUGCUUUGACGAAUGGUCGCGAGGGGGAGAAGCGUCAAGAAUGUUCUUUGUUGGAAUGGUGAAGAAGUGCGACCUCCGUUGAUGUGGUAGAUGGUCGUGUAUAUAAUGCUUUGUAUGCAAUCGGGCAUGUGCGGCCGUCGAUAAUGUCGUCAUUCUCGUUCUUCACGCAAAUUCCAUUCG